Messenger RNA from Aspergillus luchuensis, 867 nucleotides. RefSeq lists its product as uncharacterized. The transcript has a single exon. Bases 1 to 867 code for a protein of 288 amino acids. Gene Ontology annotation, molecular function: trans-aconitate 2-methyltransferase activity. The record is from RefSeq and is a predicted model, not a curated record. NCBI's taxonomy places the organism in Eukaryota, Fungi, Ascomycota, Eurotiomycetes, Eurotiales, Aspergillaceae.
AUGUUCCGUCCUCGACUAUCACUCACUCCCCAGCGAAUCACCCAACUCCUCACCCACCCGGCCAAAAUGUCCGACUGGAGCGCAACUCAAUACCUCAAAUUCGCCGACGAGCGCGCCAUCCCCACCCAAGAUCUACUAUCACACAUCCCAUUGCAAUCUCCCUCCCACAUCGUCGAUCUUGGCUGCGGCCCCGGAAACUCCACCGCCAUGCUUUCCGCCCGCUACCCAUCCUGCCCGAGCAUCGCCGGUAUCGACUCCUCCCCAAACAUGAUCGCUCGCGCCAAGGAGUCAUCUACAUCUACUUCAAACACCACCUUCGCUGUCGCCGACGUGGAAUCCUACUCUCCCCCACCAGACCACCCCGUAGAUCUCUUCUUCUCCAAUGCCGUCCUCCACUGGCUGCCCCGCUCCACUCGUCUCCCUACUAUCCGCAGACUCUUACUGACUCUUCCCCCGGGCGGCGUCUUCGCCUUCCAGGUCCCGGAUACCUUGAACCUGCCAUCGCAUACUUCCAUGCGGGAGGUCGCGAGGACGGGGCCCUGGGCGGAACAUCUACGGAGUGCGCUUGUGGAGAGGGAUGAGUUGGAUUCCCCUGAAGAAAUCUAUGAUGCGUUGGUGGAUGUUUGUGAGAAUCUGAGGAUCUGGGAGACUGUGUACUAUCAUUCCCUUGGGGAUUGGAGGGACAUUGUCGAGUGGGUGAAGGGGACGGGGUUGAGGCCGUAUUUAGAUGGGUUGAGGGGAGAGGAGGAACGGAAGGAGUUUUUGAGGGUGUAUGAGGGAUUGUUGAGGGAGAGGUAUGAGAAGAGGGCCGAUGGGAGAGUGAUGUUGAGAUAUCCCAGGUUGUUUGUUGUUGCUGUUAGGAAGUGA